This is a messenger RNA of Populus nigra (black poplar), 2645 nucleotides long. Its product is annotated as MLO-like protein 4. The record is from RefSeq and is a predicted model, not a curated record. Bases 523 to 2160 code for a protein of 545 amino acids. Lineage: Eukaryota; Viridiplantae; Streptophyta; Magnoliopsida; Malpighiales; Salicaceae. Gene Ontology annotation, biological process: defense response. The transcript is spliced from 15 exons. Gene Ontology annotation, cellular component: membrane.
UUGUGGAUCACCUAACCUGUUACCCUAUAUUUAUGAGAUUCACCAACCGGCCUUGAACAUUCUCAUGCUUAUUAUUAGCGUAUGCAUUCUACUUUUUUUUAAAAAUAAUGGGAAGUGAUCUGUAUCGAUGCAGUCUUGUGCAAUGUUCAUUUGAUUCUUAAACUUCCACAUGAAAAGGGGGAAAAUGGAAGACAAAGGACAAAGGCACGUUGGUGUCUGUUUCCCAACAUGCAUAAGUCUGGUUGUCAAGAUGUUGUGUUAAGGUGUCCCAUUAUUCCAUUUGGCUUAUAACAUCCUUGCAUGGUUUCUUAAAUUCUCUCCGAGUUCUGGUCUCUAUUUCAAGGAGCAAACCUAAGCCCACCAACAUGAGAAUGUUCACAUCACUGAUCUGGUCAAAUCAGCUUUGCAUAAGAAGCGAUGAAAAUGACCAAUUGGGUCACCUUUGUUUCUUCAUGUUGGCGAUUUGAUGAUUUUAUAUACUGAUAUCUGAAGCUAAUCGGGAUCUUGGUAUUGGAAGGAGAGAUGGAUAAAGAGGUAUCUUUGGAGUUGACCCCUACAUGGGCUGUGGUCACUGUGGUGGUGGUUAUGGUUUCUCUUGGUUUCUUCUUUCAAGGCUCCUUGAAACAGCUUGCAAAGUGGCUGGAUAGGACCAAGAGAAAAGCACUACUUUCAGCACUAGACAAGAUCAAAGAAGAGCUAAUGGUUUUUGGGCUUCUAUCGUUGUUGAUGGGUCAUUGGAUUGUUUUUGUGGCCAAGAUUUGUGUUAAAUCAUCAACUUUGAACAGCACAUUUUAUCCAUGCGUGGUGAAGAAGAAUAAUUUAACACCAGGACAACAUGUUCUUUCAAGAGUAAAGUACCCAAACGAUUCAUUUGUUAAAGAGCUGGUGCACAAACAAAAGAAUGAAUAUUGUCCCGAGGGUCAUGAAUCCUUCGUUUCACAUGAAAGUCUCGAACAGCUUCAUCGUUUGAUUUUUGUCCUGGGAGUUACCCAUGUUUCUUACAGCUUUAUUGCCAUAGCCUUGGCCAUGAUCAAGAUUUAUAGCUGGAGAACAUGGGAAAACCAGGCUAAGACUAUGGCUCUUCAAAGUGUACUAGGAUCACCUGAAGCUGCAUUUGACGAAACAAGGCAACUAUCUACCUUCAUUUGUCACCACACAUCCCAUCCAUGGAGCCAGCACCGAGUUCUUGUUUGGCUGCUUUGUUUCAGCCGCCAGUUCUGGAGUUCCAUAAACCAAGCUGACUAUAUGGCUUUGCGCUUGGGUUUCAUCAGCAAACACCAACUUCCUCUGACAUAUGAUUUCCAUAAUUAUAUGCUUCGAAGCAUGGAGGAGGAAUUCCGUGAUAUUGUUGGCAUCAGUGUGCCUCUGUGGAUUUAUGGCAUAUGUUGCAUUUUCCUCGAGUUUCACGGAACUGAUCUUUACUUUUGGCUUUCCUUUCUUCCAGCCAUUUUAAUCCUGCUAAUUGGUACAAAACUGCACCGGGUGGUGGUGAAAUUGGCUGUUGAAAUUAUGAAUUCAUUUCCAUGGCUGGAAAACCGUCAGUUCAACCUGAGGGAUGAGCUCUUCUGGUUUGGAAAGCCUAGACUUCUUCUGUGGUUGAUACAAUUCAUAUCAUUUCAGAACGCUUUUGAGAUGUCAACAUUCCUAUGGUCCCUGUGGGAAAUCAAAGAGUCUUCUUGUUUUAUGGACAAUGAGACGUACAUUGCUAUCCGCUUGGCUUGCGGGGUGGUCACACAAUUCUGGUUUAGCUUUAUCACGUUCCCACUCUAUGUAAUCAUCACACAGAUGGGCGCAAAGUUCAAGAAAACGGUAGUAUCCGAAAAUGUGAGGAAAUCACUGCAUGGGUGGCAAAGGAGAGUAAAGGCCAAGCAAAGUUCAUCUACUCCAAACCUUCUGGCUCUUCCAUCAACUACAUCUUUGGGGUUUUCGAUGACAGAUAGCAAACUCAAUACCAACUUUAGCAGCAUAGGCAGGAGCUCCUCGAGAGUCGCGGAUAAAUCAGCAACCUUGCAACAUCAAGAGGCCUCUACUUCACAAGCAGUUACUAAUGGAAUAUCAGAAGAUAAUGAAACGCUUGAGGUUUCACUUGGUUCUGGUACUCCUUGCUAUGACACUUCUAGUGAUGAAGACGAUGCUGGUGUUCAUGAUCUUGGUCAUUAACCGGUAUAUCUCAAUACCCGGUACCAUCAAUGAUCCCUCGUAAUUUUAUAAUUAGAAUGAAAUUGGGUUGCAAGUGGUGAGACUGCAGUCUAACAAACAACUAUGGAUCAAUACAUCUUUAUAAUUAGAAGGCAGGGGUUUUUGAAGGAGUUUGGCCUGGCAGAGCUGUGCUUCUACCAAAAGUGGCGGUGAUGGCAGCAGUUCUAGCACACACAAAAUACGUUCAAAUACAGAAUCCGUAGCAAAGAUGCUUGUGAAGAUGCAUUUCAUAAAUCUUGCUGCAGUUCGCGUGCAGAAUGAAUACCAGUUGAUGAAUGAUUUUGGCCUUCGUGCGAGAGGGUUUUCUUAGCAUAGGUUAAAUAGUGUGAGGUUGGUAUUUACAGUGGAAGGAAAAUCUUGUUAAUUACUAAGAUUAUAGCUAAUUUAUGUUAUAAGGAACGAGGCAGACCUUACUUAGAGUCUAUCAAGUCAAUCUUCCUUCCUUA